Molecule: messenger RNA, 2515 nt
Organism: Sebastes umbrosus (honeycomb rockfish)
Lineage: Eukaryota; Metazoa; Chordata; Actinopteri; Perciformes; Sebastidae
Gene: septin6
Product: septin 6
Exons: 11
Coding region: 1-1284 (427 amino acids)
Biological process (GO): cilium assembly; cytoskeleton-dependent cytokinesis
Cellular component (GO): septin ring; septin complex; microtubule cytoskeleton
Molecular function (GO): GTP binding; GTPase activity; molecular adaptor activity
Source: RefSeq, a predicted model, not a curated record
AUGGCGUCGACUGAGAUAGCAAGGCAAGCGGGUGAAGGUGCUCGUGCUGUCCCUCUGGCAGGCCAUGUCGGCUUUGACAGCAUGCCUGACCAGCUGGUCAACAAAUCUGUCAAUCACGGAUUCUGCUUUAACAUCCUCUGUGUUGGUGAGACGGGUCUGGGGAAAUCCACCCUCAUGGACACGUUGUUCAACACCAAGUUUGAGGGUGAGCCCACCCAGCACAACCAGCCGGGAGUCACGCUCAAGUCCAACACCUAUGAGCUCCAGGAGAGCAACGUGCGCCUCAAACUCACUGUCGUCAACACCGUGGGCUUCGGAGACCAGAUCAACAAAGAAGACAGCUACAAGUCGAUCGUGGAGUUCAUUGAUUGCCAGUUUGAAGCAUAUCUACAAGAGGAGCUGAAAAUCAAGCGCACGCUACACAGCUACCACGAUACCCGCAUCCACGCAUGCCUGUACUUCAUCGCUCCCACGGGGCACUCGCUCAAAUCCCUGGACUUGGUGACCAUGAAGAAACUUGAUAGCAAGGUCAACAUUAUCCCAAUCGUUGCCAAGUCGGAUGCCAUCUCCAAGAGCGAGCUGGCCAAGUUCAAAAUCAAAAUCACCAGUGAGCUGGUCAGCAACGGAGUGCAGAUCUACCAGUUCCCCACUGACGACGAGUCCGUGGCAGAGAUCAACUCCACCAUGAACAGCCAUUUGCCGUUUGCCGUGGUAGGGAGCACAGAGGAGGUGAAGAUUGGGAACAAGAUGGUGAAGGCCCGGCAGUACCCCUGGGGGACGGUGCAGGUGGAAAAUGAGAAUCACUGUGACUUCGUCAAGCUGCGGGAAAUGCUGAUCAGAGUGAACAUGGAGGACCUGCGAGAGCAGACGCACACGCGUCAUUAUGAGCUCUACCGUCGCUGCAAACUGGAGGAGAUGGGCUUCAAAGACACAGACCCUGACAGCAAGCCCUUCAGUCUUCAGGAGACUUAUGAAGCUAAGAGGAACGAGUUCAUGGGCGAGCUGCAGAAGAAAGAAGAAGAAAUGAGGCAAAUGUUUGUCCAGAGAGUCAAAGAGAAGGAGGCCGAGCUCAAAGAAGCAGAGAAAGAGCUGCACGAGAAGUUUGACCGUCUGAAGAAGCUCCACCAAGACGAGAAGAAGAAACUGGAGGAUAAGAGGAAGUCCCUGGACGACGAGCUCAACAUGUUCAAACAGAAAAAGACUGCUGCAGAGCUCUUGCAGAACCAAGCCCAGCAGGCAGGGGGCUCCACCACACUCAAGAGGGACAAAGAGAGGAAAAAUUAACUCCUCCCACACUUGCUGCAUGCUGCAUGGGGCAUCUUUUCUGCUUCUUUUAAUCUGUCUUGACCACCUGAAGAGGGGAUUGCAGCUUCAGCAAGAACUAAGCACCCUUUUUACCUCUUCCUGUUUUUUCCUCGCUGUAUCAACCCUUUUUUAUUCUCCCCAUUGCAUCUCCUUUUGUUGAAUUUGGCCUUAUGUGGACUCGCAUGGUAUUUCUGACCACCUAGUGAAGCUCUAAACCCAUGCAGGUUGGGAACCGGGCACAGUUUAAAUCUGCUAUCAUGUCUUAAUGUAUAUAAAGAGACUCUAAUAGAAGUCAGUUGGGAUUCACACAUUUACAGGACUCAUUAUUUGAUCUUCACUUGAAACAAAAUUGCAAAGACCUGCACUAUGCACUCAUCUUAAUACACGCUAUACUGAAACAUCAAAGCUUGCUGGUUUAAAAACAAACUCAUGAAGGACAGAAGCACUUAAUGCACUAUGUGUGUAAUGUGUUAUAAUGAGUAGUCAUGUUGUUUUCUUAAAUUUAGUUCAAAAUGAAAAUCUGCUUCCAGGUUUUCUGAACAUUAAAUUUAAAUUUAGUGUCACACUCAUGCAAAAGCCAAAGCAAUAUUUCUACUUAGCACUUCAUUUGAUGGUGCCCAUGUUUACAUGUCCCUGUUGAAUACCAUGGAGGUCACAUGUAAUGGCCUUUUUUGAUUACACAUUGUGCUUUAAUAUUCACUUGCCUAUUCUAUAUUUUUUUGCAUGCAUCUUUUUUAUUUCAUUACCGCUGUGAUCUUUGACCUGCUUGUUUUUUUUUAUCCUUUUAAUAAUUCAGUUUUGCAGCUUCAUUGCUGUUUUCUUCAAACGGUGCAUUUUAUUAUUAUUAAUGUAUAUUUGCUCUGUCCUAUCAUUUCAGCUCCCUUUUUUGCCAAAUAUUAGUAUAAGAUGGAGUUGAACUGAAUCCCAGAUAGGAGUAUUAAACAAAAGAUACUCAUGCAUUUGUAUAAUUUAUAAGGAUAUAUUUUGUGUAUUGAAGUGGAGACUUGUUGUUUAUUACCUUUAUGACCUUUGGACGUGACUCUGAGUGUAAAGUAACAUUUUGGUGUCAGAAUAUGCCAUACAUUUUUCUAGUAUCAGUCAUCACCUCUUGUAGUCAAAAACUCUCCCACACUACAAAUAAUUAAAUAUGUUACUUUAGUUUGAUUCCAUUGAUGUACAUUUUCAAUAAAAAAAAAUAUGAUCCAAACAU